Messenger RNA from Rattus norvegicus (Norway rat), 2023 nucleotides. It is a transcript of the gene Akr1c3l1, whose product is annotated as aldo-keto reductase family 1 member C3-like 1. The record is from RefSeq and is a predicted model, not a curated record. Lineage: Eukaryota; Metazoa; Chordata; Mammalia; Rodentia; Muridae. Gene Ontology annotation, molecular function: oxidoreductase activity.
ACUCAGUUUUAAGAAUCUGUUUGCACUGAUAAUGAUUUCCAGGUAUAGUUAAUAAUUUAACAUCUACUGAACAUCAGCUGUGCUGUUUGAUUCUCUGUGGUGUACUUGAACAUUUUUUAGUGAGAAGAAGCAGAAGAAGAGGAGAAGGAGGAGGAGGGAGGUAUUGAAAAUAUUUUAUCUAGGACAUAGUUUAAAAGUCAGUUGGUUUUGGUUUUGUUCUUAACUUAAUUGUAGACUUUAGAGAGUCAUAAUGUAUGAAAUUCUCAGCAGGUUUUCUUAAUAAAGUUCUGUAUAUGGUAUAAAAUAGUUUAUGUUUUAGGGAAUAUGUAAUUAAUAAACAAACUCAUUAUAAUGCAAAUUUUAUACCAAGAACAACAACAAAAAAAAUCUGGUGCUGGCAACACAGCUUACAUUAAGAGAGCUUGUUCUGUGUCAGAGGACCAGAGUUCAGGUUGGCUUCUCUGGCAGGCCACGUCCAAACACUUAAAACUGCAGCUCCAGAGGAUGUGAAGUCUCCUUCCCACUGCCAUGUUCACUUGCAUACACAGAGAAAUGGGAGAGGAGAAAUAAAAUAAAUGUUAGGAACAGUUCUGACAGCUUCUGCCUGUUGGGAAUUAUUCAGUGUUACUGUUAUGAUAGUAAUGUGUAAACCAUAACGAGAAAAAUUAUUUAAAACUAACUGUUUCAGUGUCAGUAGCUGCACCCUAGGGAAAAAACUACAAUCAUAUAAAUCAUUUAAUGGGUUCUGACUGCUCUCCAUGGCUGCUUUGCACCAACCUCUCCCCUUCCACAUGCUAAUGAUUAAACACUGAACAGAUGCUAGAAGUAGGCACUGCCCUUCCUUUUUAACCAUGUAUAAAGGAAAGAAAAAAUUGUGCACCCUGUGCACAAUCAGAAGAGUGAAGAGCAAUGAGUUUCAAACAGCAGUGUGUGGAACUCAGUGAUGGCCGCCUCAUGCCAUUACUGGGCUAUGGCACUUUUCAAAAUCCAGAGAUUCCUGCAAGUAAGAUUUUGGAGUCUACAAAAAUAGCAAUAGAUAUUGGGUUCCGCCAUAUUGAUUCUGCUUAUGUAUAUAAAAAUGAAAAGGAAGUAGGAGAGGCUAUUCGAAGCAAGAUUACAGGUGGUGUUGUGAAAAGAGAAGACAUAUUUCUCACUACAAAGCUUUGGAGUACAUUCCAUCGACCAGAACUGGUCCGAGUUGGCUUAGAAAGAUCACUCAAAAGCUUUCAACUAGAUUAUGUUGACCUCUAUCUUAUUCAUUACCCAAUAUCAAUUAAGGCCAUGGAAAAGUGUAAGGAUGCAGGUUUGGCCAAGUCCAUCGGGGUGUCCAACUUUAACCGCAGGCAGCUAGAGAUGAUCCUGAACAAGCCGGGGCUCAAGCACAGGCCUGUGUGUAACCAGGUAGAAUGUCACCCUUAUCUGAACCAGAGCAAGCUGAUGGAUUUCUGCAAGUCACAAGACAUUGUUCUUGUUGCCUAUGCAGCCCUGGGGUCUCAGCGACCUACAAAUUGGGUGGACAAGAAUGCCCCAUUUCUUUUGAAUGACCCAGUUCUUGGUGGCAUGGCCAAAAAACACAAUCGAAGUCCAGCUCAGAUUGCCCUUCGCUACCAGGUACAGCGUGGGGUUGUUGCCCUGGCCCAAACUUAUGAACAGAAGGAGAUGAAAGAGAACAUUCAGGUAUUUGAAUUUCAGUUGCCUUCCGAGGAUAUGGAAGUCCUAGAUGGCCUGAACAGAAACUUCAGGUAUUUUCCUGUGAACAUAGCUGCUGAACACCCUAAUUAUCCAUAUUCUGAUGACUAUUAGUAUGAGAGUCUUUGUCGCGGCGUCUACCUGAAGCUCCUAAAUGAGGACAAUGACCUUGCUGCUACUGCUGGAGGUGAUGCUAAUGCGACACGGCCCUUCUGGUUGAUCCAUACUUCAUCUAACAAAUGACAGGCAAUUAGAGCCACAUUUACUAACCUACAGAAAUGCCAUUAAGUUUUGAACCACUUAUUGAAAUAAAAAUAACAUUUUUUCCUCUAUA